AUGAAAGGGUUAUCAGAAUUGGGAUUGAAGGAGUUACCUGUUGGUAAAGCUAUGGAAGAAAUCAAGGGAACGGAUUGUGUGAUUUGUCUUGAUGAGAUUGAAGUUGAUCAAUUAAUAAGGUUAUUGCCUGUUUGUAAUCAUGGGUUUCAUUUGGAGUGUGCUGAUUCUUGGUUAUCUAGGAAUUCUGUUUGUCCUAUUUGUAGAACUAAGCUUCAAUUGCAUUCGGUUGUUGAUGUUGAUCCCGGUGAUGAGCUUUGUCAAAAUUCAAUAUCAGUGUCCCCGGUGGAACCUCCUCUUUAG
Messenger RNA from Papaver somniferum (opium poppy), 300 nucleotides. RefSeq names its product E3 ubiquitin-protein ligase ATL23-like. The transcript has a single exon. Lineage: Eukaryota; Viridiplantae; Streptophyta; Magnoliopsida; Ranunculales; Papaveraceae. The coding region runs from base 1 to 300 and encodes 99 amino acids. The record is from RefSeq and is a predicted model, not a curated record.